CAAGGAUUUGCCACGGUGGCGUCGUCGACACUGACGAUGCCAACGCCCCCUCUCGAAUCAUAGAGUCGAUAUCUGGUGCUUUAGGUAUUCGUUGUAUAGCGAUUUAUACCUUCGUCGGGUGUCGAAAUGACGAUAACACAGCGAAAGCCACUCCGACCCGACGACAUAAUUAAUGAGCCAGGAGACCAGUAUUCAUGUGAUUCCUGUGGAAUAGACCUCACACAUAGUGUACGCAUCAAGUGCGCGGACCCUGUCUGCGAACCCGGUGAUGGCGUCGACAUUUGUCCACCUUGUUUUUGUGCAGGAAGAGAAUUUCGGCAGCAUAAGCGGGGCCAUGCAUACCGUGUCAUCGAAAUAAAUUCGUAUCCUAUAUUUUCUGAGGACUGGGGUGCAGAUGAGGAACUGUUGUUGCUGAAGGGUAUAGCCACUCAAGGCUUCGGGAAUUGGAAAAAGAUAGCCGAACAUAUAGGCACACGGUCGAAAGAAGAGGUUGAGAGACAUUACAACGAAGUAUACAUUGACUCUCAGACAUGGCCAAUACCUAAAAUGGAUUUGCAGUUUGAUGUUGAUCCGGCAGAAUUCCAGGCGCGCAAACGACGGCGAAUACAAGCAUUAAACGACACGGCACCGCCUCCUCUUAAGCAUGGACCUGUAUCCUUACCCGGCAUCCAUGAAAUCCAAGGUUUCUUUCCCGGACGUUUGGAGUUUGAACAUGAAAUAGACAAUGAGGCUGAGGACCUGGUCAAAGAUCUAGAGUUUGGUGUUUGUCUGGAAUGGGAUGGUGACCAGAUCAUUGAGGAUGAGGAAGACCAGGAUGUUCGUGCGAGGGCAAAAUGGGAGGAGGAGCGGCGGAAUCCUCCAUCCAUUGGGCGAAUACCAGGUAAAGGGCCCCCUAUACCGAUGAUGAUAAACGGCAUAAACGGAUACCAUCCGCCAUCUGAGAAUGGGAGUGUAACGAGGGAAAGUGUUCCGCCAAAAUCUGACGAUGUCCAGGCUAAUGGCACGAGCUCUGGUGAUGGUGACGAAGAGGUGGAAGAGGUCACACAACCACCGCCGAUAGAAACGAAGGAAUCCCUUGACUUUAAGCUCUCAUUGCUUGAGAUGUAUAGCCAGCGCGUGGAUAAGAGACUAGAGGGUAAGGAGGUUAUGUUUGAUCGUGGACUGCUGGAUUACAAAAAGAUGCAAGCAUCAGAUAAAAAACGCUCACGAGAGGAUAGAGAUAUUGUUCAUCGCCUACGGCCCUUUGCAAAAUUACAAACGGCUGCUGACUAUGAAGUUUUUUCUGCCGAUAUUCUAUAUGAAGCUCUUCUUCGUCAAAGAAUACAGGAAUUGCAGCAGUACAGACGGUUAGGUCUGGUAACUGCGGCUGAUAUCGACAAAUACAAGUCCGAUCUUCAGAAGCGAGCCCUCGCCAAAGUCAAUCAUCGCGAUUACCCAAGCGACAAACACCAGUAUCGGACGGCGGGACGCCAGUCCUCAGGUCCCGAUUCUCGUCGUGCCAGUCUUCCGUCCUUUGGUGGUGACUCUGAAGGACGAAAGAGUAACGAACGAGAGGCUACCCCGCGUCUCCCCGGCUCAUCCUCCGGCUCAGGCCCCACCGGCCGUCGAAUACCUGCUCCUCUCAACCUUGCAAACAGUCCGUCGCUACAUCUGCUCUCACCUGCAGAACAAGUGUUAUGCGCCCAGCUCCGCAUCCUUCCCAAGCCCUACCUGGUCGUGAAAGAGACCCUUGUACGGGAAUAUGCUCGGCGAGGUGGCAAGCUCCGUCGGCGCGAAGCUCGUGAGCUUGUCAAGAUCGAUGUGAACAAGACUAGUCGAGUAUGGGAUUUCCUCGUGCAGCAGGGAUUUCUCAACAUUGCUUCUGAUGUUUCUUCUGCCCACGCUUCAUCGUCACAAGACAUCAGCGCUGCUAACGGAUCGCAGGUAAAUCGUUCACCUGUUAAAGAUUCGCGACCAGGUUCUAGUCAGCAAAACGGCUCUGCCCCGGUACCGUCGACAUCGGGUUCAUGACACGAUGUCUAGUUUUCUGUAUCUUUAUUAGGAUCCCCCUGUAUUUUAUUGUAUCAUUCGCAGCUAUUAUCACAAGAGAGCGAUGUAAGCGUAUAACCCGAAAAGACCU
This is a messenger RNA of Guyanagaster necrorhizus, 2119 nucleotides long. Its product is annotated as SWIRM-domain-containing protein. Gene Ontology annotation, molecular function: chromatin binding; zinc ion binding; protein binding. The coding region runs from base 127 to 2010 and encodes 627 amino acids. Gene Ontology annotation, biological process: regulation of transcription by RNA polymerase II; chromatin remodeling. Lineage: Eukaryota; Fungi; Basidiomycota; Agaricomycetes; Agaricales; Physalacriaceae. The transcript is spliced from 10 exons. Gene Ontology annotation, cellular component: SAGA-type complex; nucleus. The record is from RefSeq and is a predicted model, not a curated record.